AUGCAUCCAGGCAAUGGGCUGGUUGCAAUGACCCUCGUCCGUCAGUUGAGCGGCACCAGAACCUCCUUCUCUGGUUGGUUGGCGCGGCCUGCAGUCGGCCCAAAAAGGGAAUCCUCCAAGGGAACAACGAACCAACCUAGGGCAACGUUGGUGCGGCGAGCCCCAACUCAUUUAUUCGGUCCUUACGAACGAAAGAGAUGGGCCUCGGUUUAUGCACCAGAAAUUGACUCCUGCGGUUCUGUUGCAUCACCUCUUAUCCCUGGGUUACAGGCGACGAGCCGAGGUCACACUACCAGAAUCAAGAUGAGAGUGUUCUGA
This is a messenger RNA of Pseudomassariella vexata, 318 nucleotides long. RefSeq lists its product as uncharacterized. The record is from RefSeq and is a predicted model, not a curated record. Lineage: Eukaryota; Fungi; Ascomycota; Sordariomycetes; Amphisphaeriales; Pseudomassariaceae. Bases 1 to 318 code for a protein of 105 amino acids. Gene Ontology annotation, molecular function: protein binding. The transcript has 2 exons.